UCAUAUAUGAAAGAUACCUUCCCAAUGCAAAGAGAGUAUUUUAAUAAUUUGGAAGUUAUACACUCCAUUGCCGAGAUAAAAAUUGAAUGGCCUUACAUUUUUGAAACCGAUUACUUACGCCAGCAUUUUGAAGAGUUGAUGGGCUUAAAGUCUGACACGUUUGCUGAAAAUUUUCUAAACACAAAAGAAAAAAUUUUUCUAUUUUUCAAAAAAUUUAUAAAAAAUCCGGUGGUCGAUGAUUCCAGUGAACGGUCAAUACUCACCGGAAUUGCAAAAUAUUUCAACGAGGACUUAGGUUUUUUGCUUUUGGAUUUUGAGUUCGGAUUAAAAGUGGAUAGCAUUGUCGCCAGGGUUCCAACAAACACACCGUUCAUUGCGUUUGUCGAGGAUGAUGCAACAGGUGGAAAAGUUGUGGCCUACAUUUUAAUUGAAAAAACCAUAGUUAGUAAAAUAGAAAAUUGUAAUCUCUUGCUUAACUUACAACUAGUGAUAAAUUUCUUUUUUGUAUUAAACAUAAUCUAUCCACGCGAAAUAUCGCAAACUUUAGAAUUUUUAGUACGCUUCUUUUAUAAGCAUUAUCCCAUCUCCACACGUGGUAAAAAGAAAAAUAUUAACAGUUUGCAAAAAGUUAAUAGUUUCAUAAGCAAAAUUACAGCUUUUGAACAAUAAAAGAACCGUACUAAAUAUUUUA
Molecule: messenger RNA, 691 nt
Organism: Rhagoletis zephyria (snowberry fruit fly)
Lineage: Eukaryota; Metazoa; Arthropoda; Insecta; Diptera; Tephritidae
Source: RefSeq, a predicted model, not a curated record